AUGAACGCAGAAGCUCGCGUCCCACACUACGACAUGACAUCCAUGGAUUCUUACUAUUCUAUGUCCACGGCACAAAGCAGGGAGCAGCUCUUCAGGACGUUCCCCUCCGCUGACUCGCACAGAUACAGUCCCUUCCUGCUCAGUAACAAGAGCGAGACUUACGCGGAGAAGUGCCACUCAUUGGAUGCAGCAUCAGCAGCAGCAAUUACGGCAACAAGUGGUGAGGACUCUUUCAGCAAAUACCAGCUCUUCAGGUCCUCGUGCAAGACGCCCCCCGAGGAGGACAGAGCGCACGAGGAGACAGGAGGACACAACGGGACGGCCGUCCACUGCUAUGGUAAAGACAGCUCCGGCCUAAGUGACUCUGGUGUGGCCCCGGACUCUGACUCAGUUGGGAUGGAUUCCAGUUUUCUGUCUGUGAAGGAGUCGAGUGUGAAGGGCAGCUCGGAGCGCACCCCGACCUCUGACCUCAGCCCUCUGGACAAAGGCGACGGCGGGGAGAGCAACAAGGGCAAGAAGAGACGCAACCGCACCACCUUCACCAGCUAUCAAUUGGAGGAGCUGGAGAAGGUGUUCCAGAAGACACAUUAUCCAGAUGUGUACGCCCGCGAACAGCUGGCUCUGCGCACAGACCUGACCGAGGCCAGGGUCCAGGUCUGGUUCCAGAAUCGUAGAGCUAAAUGGAGGAAGAGGGAGCGUUUUGGUCAGAUGCAGCAGGUUCGGACUCACUUCUCCACGGCCUAUGAACUGCCUCUUCUGUCUCGCCAUGAGAACUAUGCACAGAUCCAGAAUCCAUCGUGGUUGGGUGGCUCCAGCGCAGCCUCUCCGGUCCCUGGCUGCGUGGUUCCCUGUGACACGGUGAGCCCCUGUAUGACCCCCCACCCUCACUCCGCCAGCGGGGUGUCUGACUUCCUGGGCGUCCCGUCCUCUGCGGGGCACGUGGGCCAGUCUCACAUGGGCAGCCUUUUCGGGUCCUCCUCCGCUGCCAUGGCGACGGGCAUCAACUCAUACGAUCUCAACAUGGACCCCGACCGCAAGUCCUCAAGCAUCGCCGCUCUCCGCAUGAAGGCUAAAGAGCACAGUGCCGCCAUAUCCUGGGCUACAUGA
Molecule: messenger RNA, 1107 nt
Organism: Boleophthalmus pectinirostris (great blue-spotted mudskipper)
Lineage: Eukaryota; Metazoa; Chordata; Actinopteri; Gobiiformes; Gobiidae
Gene: alx4a
Product: ALX homeobox 4a
Exons: 4
Coding region: 1-1107 (368 amino acids)
Biological process (GO): regulation of transcription by RNA polymerase II
Molecular function (GO): RNA polymerase II transcription regulatory region sequence-specific DNA binding; DNA-binding transcription activator activity, RNA polymerase II-specific
Source: RefSeq, a predicted model, not a curated record